Molecule: messenger RNA, 384 nt
Organism: Angiostrongylus costaricensis
Lineage: Eukaryota; Metazoa; Nematoda; Chromadorea; Rhabditida; Metastrongylidae
Source: the annotation of a GenBank genome assembly
AUGGCGACGAUCUGUACCUACAAUGUACGCAAACUAGCAUGCGAGUCUUCGAUAGAAGAGUUGAUCAUGCGAGCAAUAAAAGUAAGGUACGACGUCUUCGGCCUGGCUGAGACGAGACGACGCCACCCAUUCAAUGUCGUCUAUGACACCGGAAAAGAACCGUUCCUCGGAACAUGCGACAGUAGACGAGUCAGCGGCGUCGGCAUUCUCGUCAAUGCGAGUUUGUCCAUAAACAUCGAUUCAUUCGAACAGCUUACAACCCAAAUCGGACGGUUACAAUUGAAAAGAUGUGGAUCAAUCUCUGCUUUGACAAUCUUCGUCGUUUACGCGCCGACAUCAAACUAUGACGAAGAAGAAGUCGAAGCGUUCUAUAUGGACUUGUAG